GGAAAGCUAACUCGCCUGUGUUUUAAAAAUAAUAAUAAUAUGGGCGACAAGGAAAAACUUAUUUUGGACGAACCUAUUGAAGACGGAGUGAAAUCCUAUUCAAGGAAAAAUGCGAAAAAACAGAAGAAAUACUUUCAACUUCCGUGGUAUUUUGCCGGUGGAAUUGUUCUAUUCUGGGGAAUGCUCUUCAUUGCGGUAGUGAAGCCACUUUUCUACCGACUCCCAGAACCCCUGACUGUUGAAGAUGCCUCAAAAGGUGUAUUUAUCGCCGAGCGUGCCCAAGCCAAUCUGUAUGACUUCGAGGCAAUUGGCACCAAAGUGGUUGGAAGCGAUGGAAAUGAGCACAAAACAGUUCAGUUUCUUUUAAAGGAAUUGAAUCUGAUACAGCAAAAUGUCAAUACCGACUUGUUUGAUAUGGAAAUCGAUGUGCAACGUGCUUAUGGUGCUUAUGUGAAAUGGAACCUGGUGAAUAUGUAUCAGGGAAUUCAGAACAUCGUGAUCAAGCUGACUCCCAAGGGAAGCACCAGCGAAAAUUACAUCCUGGUGAACAGCCACUUUGACUCACAGCCUACAAGUCCCUCAACUGGUGAUGAUGGUCAUAUGGUGGUCUCCAUCCUGGAGGUCCUACGAGUGAUCUCCUCCUCCAAGCAAACCUUCCAGCAUCCAAUUAUCUUUUUGAUCAAUGGAUCCGAGGAGAAUUCCUUGCAGGCCUCCCAUGGAUUUAUUGCCUAUCACAAGUGGGCUAAGAACUGCAAGGUUGUUAUCAAUCUGGAUGCAGCUGGCAGCGGAGGUCGCGAAAUUAUGUUUCAAACAGGACCAAAAAAUCCUUGGCUGGUUAAUAUAUACAAAAAGGGCGCCAAGCAUUACUUUUCUACCACAAUGGCUGAGGAAAUUUUCCAAACUGGUCUUGUGCCCUCCUACACAGAUUUUGAUAUUUUUGUGGAAUACGGAGACCUUGUUGGUCUGGAUAUUGGUCAGUGCAUCAAUGGUUUUGUUUAUCAUACAAAAUGGGAUCGCAUUGAUGUGAUUCCACGGGCUGCUCUGCAAAACACAGGAGACAAUCUUCUUGGUUUGGUUCAAACUCUUUCCAAUGCCGCCGAGUUAAAUGAUCCCAGUGCGUAUACUGGAGGAAACACCAUCUUUUUCGAUGUCCUGGGAUUGUAUCUCAUAAGCUAUUCCGCGGAAACCGGAACUAAAUUUAAUUAUGCCGUCGCUGCUGCAGCCAUUGUCCUGGUUUAUUUAUCCCUUCUGCGAAUUGCUGAAAAAUCGGAUGUGAACUCCGGACACGUUUUGAGCUCCUUCAUAUUGGUUUUAGUGGUCCAGGUUAUAGCCUUUGUUUUGGCACUGGCGCUGCCGCUUUUGGUGGCUUAUGGAUUGGACAAAUAUGGAUUUUCGCUUAGUUAUUUUGCCACUCCAUCGCUCUUAUAUGGACUUUUUGUUUGCCCAAGUCUUAUUGGACUUGCCCUGCCCAGCUUUGUCUAUUUGCAGCUAAAGAGCGAUGAUAAAGUUGCCUAUCCCCAACAAGUUCAACUGAUUCUUCAUGGACACGCUGCUGUGCUCUCUAUUCUUUGCAUUGGAAUCAAUUACUAUGGAUUGCGUACCACCUACGUUAUUACAUGGACCCUAGUGUUCUACGUCGUUCCUUUGGCCUUUAAUCUCAUUACCACUUUGCAUGAUCGUGGAUUUUCGUGGACGGGCAUCUUGAAAAUUGUACAGGUUGCUCCCUUCUUGUACAACAGCUAUCUCUUCUACUGCUUUAUUGUGAUUCUCACUCCAAUGAUGGGAAGGUUUGGGCAGGAUACCAAUCCGGAUUUGAUUAUUGGUGGCUUGACUGCCUUGGGUACCAUUUUAUCUAUGGGAUUUUUGAUUUUACUUGUUAAUAUGUCUCGCCGAUCUGGUGUAAUUCUGCUGGGCUUAUUGGCUUCGGUCUCUGUUGCUGUAUCUAUUGCUACUUCCACCGAUAUUGGAUUCCCCUAUCGCGCCAAGACCAAUGUUCAACGAGUUCCUUAUUUGCAAGUGCGAAGGGUUUUCUACGAGUACGAUGGCACCGUGAGCAAGGAUGAGUCCGGAUAUCUGUUCAACUUCCAAGAUCGUCGAGGAGUUACUCCUUUGCUGGAAUCCAGUGUGGAUCUGACUGGCCUGGUCAACAUGACGUCCGAUUGUGCCAAGUACAUGAUGUGUGGAGUGCCACUGUACGAUCACCGUUGGGUGGAAGCCAUGGAUUAUCUCACGUGGCUGCCGCGAAAGAAUCCAGUUUGGACUCCAGCGGAACCCACUCUUGAGUUGUUAAACAAAACCAUUCUAUCCGAUGGCCAAACCAUUCGAUUCGAGUUCAAUCUGAACUGCACGGAUCACACCAGCCUUUUCAUCCAGCCCAACGAGGAUGUGACCGUCAGCAAUUGGUCGUUCCUGGAUGAGUACUUAACCACCAAUGAGCCACCGUAUCACAUUUACUACUCUUAUGGAAUCGAUGAUACGCCACUAAACUUCUACAUCGAUCUUAAGAAAUCCGAUGCCGACUUCGAUGUCCCACUUUUCCAGCUGGGAGUUUCGGCACAGUACAUGCACGUUGCUGGCGAUGAUGAAGCCGUGCAGUUCGACAAAACAUUCCCCGAAUACGCCGUGACCAUUCAGUGGCCAGCUUUCUAUAAGAAAUUCCAAUUUUAAAUUGUUAUUAUAUAAC
Messenger RNA from Drosophila ficusphila, 2683 nucleotides. RefSeq names its product endoplasmic reticulum metallopeptidase 1. The record is from RefSeq and is a predicted model, not a curated record. The transcript is spliced from 11 exons. NCBI's taxonomy places the organism in Eukaryota, Metazoa, Arthropoda, Insecta, Diptera, Drosophilidae. Gene Ontology annotation, molecular function: metalloexopeptidase activity. The coding region runs from base 40 to 2667 and encodes 875 amino acids. Gene Ontology annotation, biological process: proteolysis.